Messenger RNA from Nanorana parkeri, 1312 nucleotides. RefSeq names its product mitochondrial ribosome associated GTPase 1 (gene MTG1). Gene Ontology annotation, molecular function: GTP binding; GTPase activity. The coding region runs from base 127 to 1062 and encodes 311 amino acids. Gene Ontology annotation, cellular component: mitochondrion. NCBI's taxonomy places the organism in Eukaryota, Metazoa, Chordata, Amphibia, Anura, Dicroglossidae. The transcript has 11 exons. The record is from RefSeq and is a predicted model, not a curated record.
UUAAGAUUGGAGAGUGAUUGGAAAUUUUGAAGCAUUGUUUCUGGGAGGACCGCUAAACUCGUUGGACUCUGGUGCUACAUUUAUUUUUCUCCCCCCUUAGGUAGAAGCAGGUUCUUUACUUGUACGAUGAGGCUUAGCAGUCUGCUCCGCUUUCCCUAUGACUUUGGGGGGCGUGAGGUGGUGCACUGGUUCCCUGGACAUAUGGCUAAAGGAAUUAAACAGAUGAGGGCUAAAUUAACAAAAGUGGACUGCAUUGUGGAAGUACAUGAUGCAAGAAUUCCUUUAUCUGGUCGAAAUCCUUUCUUUAAAGAGUACCUUGGAAUUAAACCUCACCUGCUUAUACUCAACAAAAUGGAUCUAGCUGACCUGUCUCAUCAAAAUAGGAUCACCUCACAACUUAGGAAGCAGGAAGUUGGAAAGGUUAUAUACACUGACUGUAUACAGGAGGAAAACAUCAAACAGGUAGUUCCAGCAAUUGUAGAGCGCAUUAAAUGCAAUCCUCGAUUCCACAGAGAAGAGAACCCAGAAAUCAGCAUUAUGGUAACUGGAAUUCCCAACGUUGGAAAAUCUUCUCUGGUAAACUCACUGCGUAGAAUACAUCUAAGGAAAGGGAAGGCCUCUAGAGUUGGUGGAGAACCUGGAAUCACCCGCUCAGUGCUGUAUAAAAUACAGGUAUCUGAAAAUCCUCUAAUCUACCUCUUUGACACUCCGGGUGUUCUCUCCCCACAUAUUGAGAAUGUUGAGACAGGAAUGAAAUUAGCUCUAUGUGGAACAAUCCUUGAUCAUUUGGUGGGAGAGGAUAUCAUAGCUGAUUAUCUCCUUUAUACCCUAAAUAAUUACCCCCAACACAGAUACGUGCAGCAUUAUGAAUUAGAAAGACCGUGUUCAGACAUUGAGACCGUCCUAAAGAAAAUUGCUCAAAGGCUAGGAAAGACUCAGAAAGUGAAAGCCAUCACUGGUACUGGGGAUGUCAACAUAACUAUUCCAAACUACAGCGCUGCUGCUUAUGACUUCAUACGUGCUUUCCGCAAAGGAGAUCUUGGGAGGGUGGCAUUGGAUUGAUAAAACACAAGUGGACUACGCUUCUACAGGACAUGCAUUGUGACUCAGAGCAUUUGGCUGUUUGAUAACAUAUUAAUCUGUUGCUGGUAGUGCAGAAUUGUUCAAAUUCCAGUCAUUGUCAUUGACAGAUGACUGCUGUGUUGCCUUGCUGUUUUUAUAUGCCUACAGGAAAUGCUGAAGAUAGCAAGGAAUACAACAGUGGGAACAUACAACCCCAGGGUAAGCUAUGCUUGAUUGUCAGGGCACAGUA